UAAUCAAGUUCGCGUACCACUAACAAUGGCCGCUACGAGCAUCGGAGCUCUGUGGAGUCUCAGAAGAGCAGCUCAAGCUUCGAGUUUCCGCAUUCCCCUUGCCCUAAACCUCUCCUUCCACCAGGCCCGUUUUCCUCCUUCGCCGUCUUCUCCUCCGGGGUCGUCAGGAAUAUGUCAAUUAGUGCAAGCUGUAAAAGGAGACAUUGAUGUUUUACUCAACGGAGUAGGAGAUAAAGGUGUUAUUGUAGAUGUGAAGCAUAUUCUUGUGAUGGCCAAACGUUCAUUGUCAAGACGAGAAGUUCUCCAUACGAACUUUCUCACCCCACCUGUGGUGAAAGAGUCAAUGCUAGCUAUACAAAAACUAGCUGACGUGAAAGCAAUAGCUCAGGGAGGAUACCCAGAGGCAGAGCGCUGCCGGAUUUCUGUUGGGCAUGCAGAUGAACUAACAAGUGAUCCAGACAUAAUUUCGGCAUUGAGUAUCACAGGAAAUUUUACGUUUCACCCUUGCUCACACGGGGACUUCCUUGGAUCAAUUCUUGGUACAGGAAUUGCUAGGGAAAAGCUUGGCGAUAUCAUACUCCAGGGAGAAAAUGGAGCUCAAGUAGUACUUGUUCCAGAACUCGUCGACUUCCUUAUAUCGUCACUGCGCAAGGUUGGUAAUGUCACAGUUUCUUGUACGAGGAUUCCGUUGACAGCUCUUGAUUAUGAACCACCAAAGACUAAGACAUUUAACACCAUUGAGGCAUCUCUUAGGGUGGAUGCUAUAGCAAGUGCUGGGUUCAAGAUUUCACGGUCCAAACUAGUGGAUUUAAUCAGCAGUGGUGAUGUUCGUGUCAAUUGGACACCGGUUACAAAAAAUGGAACCACACUGAAGACUGGUGAUGUUGUUUCUGUUAGUGGUAAAGGCAGACUAAAGAUUGGAGAAAUAAAUUCUACGAAAAAAGGGAAAUUUUCUGUUGAGCUUAUCAGGUACGUGUAAGCUCUGGCGUUAUUGGAUCGUUUCGAGUUGAACCAAGUAAGAUAUCAGUAGCAAAAGCUCCCUCAUGAACAUCAUGAUUCCUUCUUUGGGAAGAAGGAAGGUAAGUCACUGUUCAACAUGACACGAACCUGAUUGUACAUAAAAUCUGAACAUCCAUUCAUCCAUUCUUAAAAAUUUUGCAUUUGGAAAAUUUAUCUCUUCACAUUUCUAUGCCGGGAAAUAUUGGUUCUUUUGUCUUUGGGAUGUGUGAUUUUAUGUCCCUGGAAUGGAAUUUAUUAUGCAAAUUAAUGUUGUCAAAGGGAGGGAAUGUAAAUACAAAAGUUAUAGCUUCGCAGUAACUAUUUGUAGAUCCAAUGAUAUUUGACC
This is a messenger RNA of Momordica charantia (bitter melon), 1345 nucleotides long. RefSeq names its product RNA-binding S4 domain-containing protein. The record is from RefSeq and is a predicted model, not a curated record. Lineage: Eukaryota; Viridiplantae; Streptophyta; Magnoliopsida; Cucurbitales; Cucurbitaceae. Gene Ontology annotation, molecular function: RNA binding.